Molecule: messenger RNA, 1922 nt
Organism: Arachis duranensis
Lineage: Eukaryota; Viridiplantae; Streptophyta; Magnoliopsida; Fabales; Fabaceae
Exons: 7
Coding region: 390-863 (157 amino acids)
Biological process (GO): DNA repair; replication fork processing
Cellular component (GO): nuclear replication fork
Source: RefSeq, a predicted model, not a curated record
AAGUGUUGUUCAUGAGUGUGUAUCCCUCAUUUUAAUGUUAGAAAACAAAAUAAUGCAGAAGAAUCAAAAGGCGUUUGCUACUAUAGUCUUUAGUAUUCUUCCCUGUACCCUGUGGUUCAGUUUCUGGAAGGAGAACUACUCAUAGUGUGUUUGUAUUGCAACCCAGGUGGACCCUUUGCCUCAAGGGAAAAAGUAUGCUUCUUUCCUUCAAAACCUUAACAUUUGUUUCAGUGUCAUUGUUGAUGGCUGUAUUACUUGUCUCUAAUUCUAAUUAUCUACCAUAAGAAAAAAUAAUAGUUACAAACUUAGACGUAAUUUCUUCGGGUUUUGAAAUAUCAUUUGUUGAUCUAUUGGCAUUUGCUUUGGAUUUUGGCUUUAUAUGUAACCAGAUGAGCCUUCUAAAGAACUUCCGAAGUUUUCUGUCAAACUUUUUCUUCAUUCCAGUGGGCAUGUUGCAGGUAAUAAUUUCUGUUUUUCGGAGAAAGAGAAAGGUUCUAGGAGAAAUAUCUAAUUAUAAAGUUCAGUUGGAGGUAGUAAAAGCCAAAAUCAAGUCUGCUAAAUCAAAAGAUGAGUCUGAAUCUCUUAAAUUUACUCAAAAGAAUCUGAUUAACAAGGCAGGUUGCAAGUUUCUUAUAUUUGCGCACCAUCAGCCAAUGAUAGAUGCGAUACAUGAGUGCCUUCUUAAGAAAAAAGUGGGUUGCAUCUGGAUUGAUGGAGGUACACUCGCUGCAUCAAGGCAACAAUUGGUUACAGAUUUCCAGGAAAAGGAUUAUAUCAAGGCAGCUGUAGUAUGGUGGUAUUUUUGGUUGUGCAUUUCUUCCAUGUGUUUCCGUUAUAAGCAUCUUUUCUGUUGUCUUGGUUAGUAUUUGUGCUUGAGAUAAUGAUUUCAUGUGACACGUUAUCAUGCAGCUAUCCAUUAAAGCAGGAGGAGUUGGAUUAACUUUAACUGCUGCAAGCACAGUUAUCUUUGCAGAACAAUCCUGGACUCCAAGUGACCUAAUUCGGCCAAUGAUCGUGCUCAUAGAAUUGGCCAGGUCUCAUCAGUAAAUAUAUACUAGUUGGUAAAUGAUACGGUUGAUGACAUCAUUUGGGAUGUGGUGCAAUUCAAACCGGAUAAUUUGGGGGCAGGUACAUUUCUACAUCUUCUUGAACUAUCAUAUGUAAUGCAAAAUGUACAUAAUGCUUAGUUUCAAGGUUUUUAUUCUGGUUUAUAUUUAUAUUUUGUCAAGAUCUAUACUCAAGCAGUAUUUGAGAGUUACUUUUUGAUGUUUUUGAGAAACCAUUCUAAAUUUUAGUUAUUGAAAAAUCAGGUGUUAGAUGGCCAUGAGAACACCUUAGCUGUGUCAAAUAAUCAUCCAUUGAGUAGCCCUGCAAAGCAUACUACUAUUGGGCAUAGGCCUUCAAAGCAGAGAACUCUUGACCAGUUUGUCAGAAGAUGUGAUAACGUGGAUAGGUCGGAAGUGGGAACAUCAGCCUGACCGGAAACGGCCCUCUCGGUCAUGACUUGCGAGAUAUGCAAAAUGGAUUUCCAUUUUCACAGAUACAUGGCCAGUGGCAAGUGAAUAGGAACUUAAAUGUUGAUGUCUACAUGCAGAAGUUUCCAUGUAGUAUUAACCAGAUGUGCUUACAUGCGGAAUUCACCUGUGAUGACACAAAUGCCUUUUUGAAGCUGAAAUCCAUUGUACAACAAAUAAUAGAUUGAGUAGAACUGGCUACACUAAACUAUGUUGCUUGUAUUGGAGAUAAUGGUUUGGUUAUGUGAAAUAUGUAUUGGAAGAAAAUGUUGAUAAAGUCACCCAUUAGAUUUUAGGUUUCCACUUCUUGUUUUUAACUUUUUGCUCCCCUAUGUUUUGUUUUAGUUUGGGGCUCUAUACAGAGCAUGACAUUAUCAUAUAUAUGAACGAUACUUGUAAAUUUCUUUA